This is a messenger RNA of Nylanderia fulva, 2718 nucleotides long. RefSeq names its product cytochrome P450 9e2-like. Gene Ontology annotation, molecular function: oxidoreductase activity, acting on paired donors, with incorporation or reduction of molecular oxygen; iron ion binding; heme binding. The record is from RefSeq and is a predicted model, not a curated record. Lineage: Eukaryota; Metazoa; Arthropoda; Insecta; Hymenoptera; Formicidae.
UAUAAAAAUAAAAAAAGUAGUACAGUUAAAAGAUAAUAAAACGUCGCGCGGCGAUUAUGCAAAUCAUUUGAGUGAUACCUGAUAUCAGUAGGAUUAGUCACAAAAAAGUCUUCUAUUCAUUGCAGCGUUAAUAAUUAAUAAAAGCGUGUUUAAGAUCGUCGAAAAUAGUAAUCUAUUAACUAAUCUAAUCAAAUGCUGUUUGUUGUUACGUAAAUCAAGUGACACAUCAUGAAUGUGCAAAAAGGAAAUAUAUUUAAACAUACAAAAGAUAAUACAAUCAAUUUAAUAUAUUUUAUCUAAUUUUAUAAAAUUAUAACAGCUGAACUCUUUUGCGUAGUGAUUUUUGAUACAAACAAAAGAAUAAAUUAUAUAUCAGAUUGUUAAAGUCCAAACGAAUAGGUUAAUUUUUUGCCUGAAGACAAAGAAGAACAUCGAUUUCUUUGUUACCUUCAGAUCAAGGACAGUAGAUAGUGAUGUCAUUGACUUUCGUUGCUUAAGCGAUGACUUAUGUAAACAUAUAUAGAUAUUAGAGAGAGAUAAUUUCGCGAACCGCCAGUCGAUCGUCGAGUCUCAACCAGUCAAGUUGCGUUAGUAUAUCCGUGAAAAAGUUGAUUUCAGUUUUAGCUAGAAUAUUUAAUAUAUGUACUAGUUUAAUAUACUAGCUUAAAAGCAAAAUCAUUUCUUGUUUCAAUAUGAUAUAUGUAAUUGCUUUGACAGUGAUAGUAGGCGCUCUAGGCCUCUAUUUUUAUUUCUUGAAGAAUUCGAAUUGUUUCAAAAAACAUGGCAUACCGUAUAAAACACCAUUUCCUGUAUUUGGAAAUAUAGGCCUAUCGAUGCUCGGUCGUGAAUCAUUUGUUGAUUUAAUCAAGAAAAUUUACAAUUUACAUCCUGAGGCUAAAUAUGUCGGCAUGUUUGAUUUGGUCGGGCCACUUACAGUGCUCCGUGAUCCCAAUCUUAUUAAAUCAAUCGGGUUGAAAAAUUUCGAUUUAUUCCCGGAUCAUCGCACCAUGGUCGAGGAACAUCAAGAACCACUAUUUGCCAAAAAUCUUUUUCUCCUCAAAGGAGAAAAAUGGCGACAAGUACGGCCUUUACUGAGUCCAGCUUUUACGUCUAGCAAGAUGAAAAAUAUGUUUAAAUUGAUGUCGGAUUACGCCGUUGAAUUUAACAAUUACUUGACACAAAUGCCAGCAGAGAAGAGGAUAAUGGAUAUGAAGGAUGUCUUUAUGAGAUAUACAAGUGAUGUUAUAGCUACUUGCGGCUUUGGCGUCAGUGUUAAUUCUGUGAAAAAUCCGAAGAACGAAUUUUACGUUUAUGGUAGGGAGGCAACCAAUUUCACCGCUAUUUCCUUUCUAAAAAUAUACGUAUAUAAAAGCAUGCCUUGGCUAGCAAAAUUUCUUAAAUUAAGAAUGAUUCGUGAACAGAUUGCCAUUUUUUUUCACAAUCUUGUAGAAAAAACUAUAAAGACUAGAGACGAAAAUGGUAUCGUUCGUCCAGACGUGUUGCAACUAAUGAUGGAAUCUAGAGUUAAGGAAGGCAAAGAACUAUCUGUUGAAGACAUGGUAUCUCAAGUGUUCAUUUUUUUCUUUGCCGGCUUUGAUAGUACUUCGACGUUAAUGUGUUUCGCCGCUCACGAAAUCGCAGUGAAUCAAGAAAUACAAAAAAAACUUCAAUAUGAAAUUGAUCAGGUCUUGGAAGAAUCAAAUGGAGAAGCACCAUACGAAAUGGUUAAUAAUAUGGAAUAUUUGGAUGCCGUCAUCAGUGAAGCUCUCAGAAUGUAUCCAGUUACUGCAGCAAUGGACAGAGUAUGCGUGAAGGAAUUUGAAUUGCCUCCGACAUUGCCAGGAAUGAAGCCCUUUACUAUAAAAAAAGGAGAAGCUGUAUGGAUACCGGUUUACGGACUUCAUCAUGAUCCACGAUAUUAUAAAGAGCCGGAAAGAUUCGAUCCCGAACGAUUUCUUGGUGAGCGAAAAAAAGAGAUUCUGAACUCCGGAGCCUAUCUUCCCUUCGGGCUGGGUCCUAGAAUGUGCAUUGGUAAUCGAUUCGCUUUAAUGGAGACAAAAGUUCUUUUAUUUCAUUUAUUAGCACGUAAUGAUUUGAAAACUUGCGAAAAAACAUCGUUACCGCUCAGGAUCGCUAAGGGUAGUUUCAAUAUGCAGCCUGAAGGUGGUUUCUGGCUAAAUGUAUCACCAAGGAAAACUAUUCAUCAUACUAUUGCUACUAAUACUGCCAGUGGAAAAUAUCAGCCUUAAAAUAAAGAGAGGGAACAACAUAUUUAAAGGAGUGUAAAGGACAUUUCUUUUUUUAUUUUGAAAUAAGAACAUAUCUGUAUUCUGGAGAUGGUUUCGAUACUUUAUUUGCUGCAUCAUUGAGAGAGUUCGUGCGAAGACUUUUAAAAAUUAAAAAAAAGCUGUUCUAGGCAAAUCGAUAAGAAAGAUUUAAAUAUGCCAGUUGUAAAAUAAAUGAAAGGUAAUAUUUAUUCCAAUAUUUAAAGCUAUUAAGACUCUAAAAAAGACACCACAAACAUAUUGUCAUAUUAAUAUAGACACACAAUACAUUAUGUACAUACAUAUAAACUUGUGAAAAUAAUAAAGAAGUAUAAUUUAAAAAAUAACGAGGCAUUGUGUGAUUAUACAAAUCAUUCAAGUAAUGUAUAGUAGGUUUGGUCAUAAAAAAAUCUUCUAUUCGUUGCAUCGUUAAUAAUUAAUAAUAAUGUGUUUA